Molecule: messenger RNA, 6090 nt
Organism: Petromyzon marinus (sea lamprey)
Lineage: Eukaryota; Metazoa; Chordata; Hyperoartia; Petromyzontiformes; Petromyzontidae
Source: RefSeq, a predicted model, not a curated record
CUCUCUCCAUGACUCCGCGUCUCUCUCCGUGACUCUCGCCGUGACUUUCCCCGUGACUCUCUGUGUCGCUGUACGCACAAGUUCAGUCUGUGCCUCUGUUUGUCUCUACCCCGUGUCUUUGUCUAACGCUCCGAGUCUGUCUCCACCCCCCCUCUCCCUCGGGGAACUCGGAGAUUCCACAAAAAAGCGGCGACUGUCAGCAGCGAGCUCCCUACAACGCAGACUUAACCACGCAUUACGCCUGAGCCUCUAGCGCAUGCAGCGGGAAUCCGGCUGCGGUUGCUGCUGUCACAUCUCGGGGGGUGCAGCUGAUUGCUGCACCAAACCAAAUUUAGAGUUGAGAAGCAGCAGCAGCAGUCAGGAUGAUUGGCGAUGAUCCGUCACUCGCUUUACUCACUCGCUCGCUCACCAUCGAUGGUCAAGACACCUCCUUGUCGCUCUUCUGUCGCUACUAUGGCUACCACGGGCUACUGUUCCCUGUAAACGUCACUCGAUGAUUCCUCCCACCCGCGUGUGUGUGGGGGGGGGGGGGGACUCGGUCUAUGGGACAAUGACGGUCGCUCUGUCAACCGCGCCGGGGCGUCUUUUCUCUGUGGGAGCCCCCGCUAUCCGGAACCCACGGCCACCUAAGUCUCGUUGCACGUUGGAAGUCGCGUCCACUCCACGGGCGACCCCGAGGAGUCGCUGAAGGCCCCCACACCACCCUCUCGCGCGGUCCUCGAGCGAGCCUGGCUUGGCGCCUCUGGGAAUGAUCGUGCGCGUUAAUAAGUGUGUGUGCCUUCUGACCCUGGCGUGACUUCGGACCUGACCCGCGUCUCCCCUCCGGCGCCAAUGGCGUGGCACCCCACGCACGUGAACGUACUGGUGCGCCAGGCGCGCAGCUUGGGCCGGGAGGCCAAUGCCUACGUGACCUUCAGCCUGGGCACGCAGCUCUACCGUACCUCGGUGCAGGGGCCGAGCUGCGACCCCAAGUGGCUGGAGGAGUGCACACUCGAUAUUGAGCGCUGGUCCGGCGGAGACGGCAAUGGCGAGGCUGCAGUUCACGAUGCUGCAGACGAGCGAGAGGGAGGCCGAGCGAAGAAGGCGAAGGCGAGGCACUCGCCGCUGCUGGUGCUCGCUGUGAUGCACAGGGUCACGCUGGGGGCGGACAAGUGCCUGGGCAAAGUGGUGCUAGCCCUGGAGGAGAUCUACCGGGACAAGGCGAGGGCGCGUGCCGCGUGGCACGCGCUGGUGGGGGGGCGCGGCGACACGGCGGGUGGGCGCGGCGAGCUCGAGGUGACCAUUAGCUUCCUGCGGAGCACCAGAACAGGUGAAGGGGCAUCGGGAGCAGGGGAGGACAUGAAGAACGGCCCCAAGGAAAGUGUGGCGUCUCCUCGCCGCAUGUCGCUGGCUCGCUCCAUGUCGGACCUGGUGAGCCGGCGUCUCGCUGGAGCCCCCCUGGAUGAACCUGCAGAUGCAGACACGCACACCCACAGGAGGUCGUCGAGUGCAUCCAACCACUUCACUCCAGCGGACCCCAAGUCCAAGCUGGCUCGCUCCAACUCGGCCGUCGAAGGCCACGGCACUGACGCUCCGACGGCGGACAACGGCGGCGGCGUGGAGUUCGAAACGAGACCGCCGGGCCAUGCAUCGCUUGGAAAACCAAGCAUUAGGCCUCAACUCUGGCCAAGGCCGCCUGAGGCGCAGGGUCGCUUGCUCUUCAGGAACCGCGCGCAGCCGCGGGAGGGCCCCACAGGAGCGCAGCAGCAGAGGGAGCUCGCCACAGCCUCCAUGCAUGCGAGCUUGGACAAUGAGAAACUUCGGAAUCUCAGCCGGGCCGAUCUCGUUGCGCUGAUUAUCCAUCACAAAGAAGAUCUGGUGGCCAAGGACGACCUCAUUCGCUCUAUGGAAGACUACAUCGACACUCUGCUUCUCAGGGUCAUGGAGCACACGCCCUGCCUGCUUCGCGUCCCCUACACGCCCUGCUCACCCCGCCGCUAGCCUCCUCACCUCCUUGCCACCUCACCAGUUCACCACCUCACUUCCUCACCACCUCACUACCUCAGCCCUCACCACCUCUCCCCUCACCAUCUCACCCCUGAGCUCCUCGCCAUCUCAUCAUAUAACCAGCUCACUUCCUCACCACAUAACCAACGCACCUCCUUGCCACCUCACCACUAACCACCGCACCGCUUCUCCACUCAACUCCUUGCCACCUUACUUCGUCACCUCACCAGUAGGCUUCAUGCUCACCUCGCCUCCUUACCACCGCACCACACACCUCACCAGCAAGCUCGGUGUUCAUCUCUCCUCCUCACCAUGUCGUGCUGUGAUGCGGAAGUGGGCAGACAUGCGUCGUUCUUCCCUCUGCGGGGGCGAGGGCUUCCUCUUGAACUGCGCCACACGUGGCUCCCUCGGCUCGAGGACAUGGGAGUUACGCCGUGGGCCACCUUGCUUCCCCUAAGCACGCCAGUGGCCUGGUCGCGCUGCAUGCGUGAUGCCAUUUCACGAAAGUUGGGCCUCCCAUUUUCACUUCUGCAUGGGCCCAGCAUCGCAGCACCCCCGUGAGAGUUCGUCGGCACGUGCGGUUGGAGGGACCUUGUCAAAGACGGGUGGCUGAAGGACGCUAACCCGCAGGUGCCGGCUCCAGCUCCUUCUGGGUGGGGCGGGAGGGGAGGCAGUCGAGCUGCUGUGUGGGGGGCCACCGUAACAGUGAGCACUGCUGAGUGGAGUGAACUUGGCUGGGCCAGAGGGGGCAUCUGGUGGUGCAGGAUCCACCCCGAGCGCCACGCCCCGUGUCGCCACUUUUCCCAUCGCUGUGUCAGCUGAGGGCCACGAGGAAUGUGAGGCUCGAAUAAUGUUUUUAAAUACCCCAUUUUUAAAAUUCUAUUCCAAUUAUGUAUUCACGUCACGAGAUACAUGUUCAUUUGGAAAUCAAGCAGAGCAGUGCACCACCCCGUAUCAAAGAAUAUCCCACAGAAGCAGAAAUCACAGGACUACUUCCGAGCUUUGUAUACCCUGCUACAGAUAACUGUUAGGUUGAUUAAAUAUAUAUUUUUUAUUCUUAGAACUGGAAUGUUGGCCAAAUCAACUUAAAACUAAAUUUUACGCAACGCGUUUUUUUGUUUUGCUCCAUUGUUGGCGACCGGGUUGAGACAAUCACCUGACUCCGCUUGAGAACCCGGUUUAAACCCGGUGGUCACCGACCCACCCCCCUGUCACUCUGAGCCGAGACGUUGAGACGGCUCCUCAGGGCACACGGCUGGCUUCGUUGUAGUUUCACGGCAGGGUGAGACGCCAGUCGCACCGUUUAAGGAGACAACAUCUGGUUGAUGACGUGGCCCAGCGGUAGCACGCUCGCCGCUCAUUGCAGAGGUUUGCGGGAGGCCACCCUGGUUAUUACUGCGGUGUGGAUUAAACACAAAAAUACUAUGGGACGCCUGCUUCAUAGCGAAGCGAACGUUACAGACGUCAUUCGGAAAGAGAAACGAGUUCGCCAUCGUGUGCCACUUGAAAAAGUACACCACUGAACAUUCAAUUCCGUUGUUGCUCUGGAGGCCUGGAGAUCGCUGAUUGAUGUUCGGCCGCCGUAUUAAUGGCGUUCGUUGUAAUUUCUCACUUAAUAGAGGGGGCUGCAUGAAGGCUGCCAUCUUUCACUCCAAUACUCAAUUGGGAUUGCACGAAACACCAUCGCCCCUUACUGUGAAACUACUGCGGGGUGUGUCUAGGAAACGCAGCGCGUUCCUGGUCAUAAAUGUCUAAAUUAUACGUUUGAAUAGUAAAUACUUAAUCGUUAUUAACAUUAAGUAAAGGUUAUGAAGAGGUAUGUGGAUAAUACCUUAGUUAUCCUGUUAAUUACUAUACAGUAAACAAGUUUAGUACUGUAUGGUCACAUUUUGUACGGAUGUGUGUGUGUACGCACAUAGUAUGUCAUGUGUGUGCAUGUGCGUAUGAGUGUGCAUUUUAAUAUUCUGCUGUCCCUCGCAAUUGUCACCUUCAUCCCCCAUCUUUAAACUAAACAUCUCGGAUCCCAUUCCAGAAGACCCUUUUUGCCAGUAUUAAAAUGAUGAAAAAAAGAAUGGGCUUUACCCUUCCUGGAAAGCAUAGAGGUGUUAAGAUGACCAAACACCAAAUAGACACCUAUUGCAAGGCAUCAAAUCUGCAAUAACCACACAUGCGUAUGGUAAACAUGCAAACAAACAUUCUUUGAUAAUGUAUGCAUAGUAUUUGAAACUGAUUGGCCUACAUAAGAGACAGUCUCCUUCAUGGCUUUGUCUUACCAGUGUUAGACCAAAGAACGCCAAAAGGUGAACAGACAAGAACAAUGCAAAUACCAAAGCAUUAAUAGCACGGGUCGAGCAGUUUAAUAUAUGGGACCAUUUUUGUCGGUAUCAAGAUGACGAAAAAAAGAAUAGGUUUUACCAUUUCUGGCAAGAAUAUAGGAAGUGUUAAGAUGUUCAAACCCCAAACAGACACCUGUUUUCACAAGGCAUCAAGGUAAUGGAGACCCUCUUCGGAUCCCAAUCACCUUGCAAACGUCCGCUGUCUGUCACACGGUGGAUGUAUCCCUGAGUCAUGAUGUUUUCAACUGCUCUCCAGGGUUUCUCCUCUGGCUGUUGCACGGAGAUGGUUAUACUGUGCAUGGCCCAUGACCUCUUGCUCUCCUCCAACCAUAGCACUUUCUCCUUGCUUUUGUUAUCUCUCACUGUGGCUUGCAGCACUUUGGAACGCUCUGUCUACCCUUCACGUCGUUCAUUUCCUCUUAUUGUUCGUUGUCUCUGUACGAGACCUGUUGUCCUCUCCUGUUCUCUUCCGCUCUGGUGUUCAGUAGAAGCUUAACAUUCGCCUCUGCUCAUGUUCAUCUUCUAUUCAGGAAAAGGCUUCACUGAGUGUGGUGGGCCACAGGAUUGCCCCUUGCGCUACCCUGGAGAAUUACACUGCCGUGUGGUCACUACCACGACUAGGGCUGUCCAUUGCUGACCUUUUCUAAACGUUGGGGGAAAACACGUUAACCUUUUAAACAAGGGUUGAUCUUUUGCCUCACUAUCAUGGUAAAUAAUGCCUCAUUUGCACAUUGCAAUACCUUGGUGAUACACAGGGUCGUGAUGAUGAAAGUGAUGAUCUGGAUGGUUUUCGUGGUUGGUUGGAGUCAAGCUCUGCGAAGUUUAUUCAUGCACUUUACUUGAGUAGCAAGGCCAAUAACAAUAAGAAUGGGGUUUUAACGAAGAAAGCCUCACUGAGUCUCGAGGAUAUUUUUAGGAGGGGACUGCUUUGAGAUGCCUGGCCCAUACCAAUAAUAAGUGGCAUGUAGGAGGAACUGGAGUACCUGGAGAAGACCCACUCGUAAGUGAUAAGAACACUGAAAGCUCUGCAAAUAUGGAUUACAGAAUGCGUUGGUAUACUGUCAGCUUCUGGCCGCAUCACAACCCAAGCUUGCACCAGCUGAUAUCCCAGACAGUCUCAUUCGAGUUCAAACCAGGCUCACAUUGUGUUGCUCCGAAAAACGCCUUGCGUAUCGCCGUGAAGCGCAGAGCUGCAGCAUGCACAUCCACCGCCAUGGUUCUUCACCCACGUGUUUGUUGAAUGGUAAAUAUUUACAAAUGUGAUCAGAAAUAUAUUUUGCACAGUGAGUGUGUUUUUAAAAAAAGAAUAACUACAAACGUAAGUGAUGGGAAUUAUUUUUCAUUUAUAAAAGUGCUGUAAAUGUGUUAAAAAAUGCGUCUGUAGGCAAUCGAAUUCUAAUUCUGAUAGGGCAGGUGAAUCAUUACUUGAAGGUCUGAAUCUUGUUUUGCUGUGUGCUACGGGCUUUUUGUGGAGAGUUCACAAUCAGGCUUUUUGAGUUCCAUUUCAAUCUUCCACUCAAAGCGUUUGCAUUCAUACAAAGCGUCUGUAUAUCGCUGUAGGGAAACGCCACUCUUCCAUCUAUUAUCCGCUUUCCCUUUUAUCCAAUGGUCCGCGUGGUGGUGGUGUCGAGGCGUUUCUCUGCAGUUCAAAUGAGAUGUUGUGUGUACUUGAUUUACUAUGAUUUUACAACGCCUGUGCUGAUGUUUGGACACCUUACUUAAGUGUGGGUUUUGUAUUAAUUAAAGCUUCAGGAGACCGCUGCUUUCA